Capronia epimyces CBS 606.96 is the source of this 909-nucleotide messenger RNA. RefSeq lists its product as uncharacterized. NCBI's taxonomy places the organism in Eukaryota, Fungi, Ascomycota, Eurotiomycetes, Chaetothyriales, Herpotrichiellaceae. The record is from RefSeq and is a predicted model, not a curated record. The transcript is spliced from 3 exons. Bases 1 to 909 code for a protein of 302 amino acids.
AUGGCAGCGGCAGGAGAGAAGGACGUCUGGUUCAUUACUGGAUGCUCGUCCGGGAUUGGCGCUGCUCUUGCCAAACAUAUUUACGACGCUGGAUGCUCGAUCAUUGCUACCGCUCGCAAGCCUGACACGCUCGCAUACUUACCCGAUGAGCCGAACGUGCUGAAACUGGCACUGGACAUCACCGAUCCGGAUCAAGUCGCUCACGUUGUAAAGGCAGGAGUGGAAAGGUUUGGGCGGCUGGAUGUCGUGGUCAACAAUGCUGGCUAUGGCUUGACUGCGGAUAGUGAGAAUGUUCCCGAUGCCGAAGCAAGAGCACAAUUGGAGACGAACUUCUGGGGCGCCGUGAGUGUGACGAAGGCCGCCUUGCCCGUCCUCCGGGAAACCAACCCUGUGGGCAAGGGCGGGCUGAUCAUUCAAAUCAGCUCCGUGGGCGGGAGGGUUUGUUUUCCCGGCAAAUUUGCCCUGGAAGGCUAUACCGAAGCGCUUGCUAAGGAGAUGCACCCCGACUGGAACAUCAAGUUUCUGAUCAUCCAACUGGGCAGCUUCAAGACCAAGUUCGCCGAUAACAUCCAUCUAGUCGCGCGGCACCCUGCCUAUCGCGAUCCCAAAUGCGGCUAUAACCAGCUUGCCGCCUACUUUGAAAACCAAGCUGAAUCGAGCAAGCAUUGGACCGACCCAGCGGCCUGUGCCAAGGUCCUGUAUGAAGUUGCCUCGACGCGAAACCAGUCCCCUCUGCCGGUGAGGCUCUCCCUCGGCGCCGAUGCCCACAGCCUGAUCCAACUCGAGCUGGAGAAAGCGCUCAGAGAGCAUGAAGAUUGGAAAUCUGUCGCUCGCAGCACCACUUCUGGAUCGGGCUUUGACGCCGUGGAGAUUGUCUCGUCCAUCUCCAAGGGGUCUGCCGCAUCAUAA